UACCGAUCGAGCGGUCAAUUUCUACGCGAUUUAUAUACGCCUCACAUUCACAUUCGUCCAGCCUUAACCUCGAAUUCCCGUUGAGUGAAUUGCAAUACGCGAUUAGAAUUGUUUCUUUCUUGUUUGUUGCGAUUCUGACAUAAAUUUUUCAGAAAAAAAUGUCUGACGAUGAAGUCGAAGCUUUCGAAAUUACGAAUUAUGAUCUGGACAAUGAAUUCAAUAUCAAUCGUCCUCGGAGGAAACUUACGAAGCAGCAACAAAUGCUAGGUGUUUGGGCUGACGACAGUGAUGAGGAUGCUGCACUACAACCAUCUAAGGGAGGAUUUAAAGGACCAUCUAGAGUACCUAAGAAUUAUACAGUUCCUGUCAGUUUCGUUGCUGGCGGAGUUCAACAGGCAGGAAAACCAAAGGAAGAAACACAAGAUCAAGAUGAUCAGGAUGAGACCGGUAUAGCUGAAGUAGGUGAUGCUGAUUAUGUACCGCACAAUUCCAGCGAAUCUGAAGAGGAAAUUGUGAAAAGUGGUACAUUGAGGCCGUCAUUAUCUAUACACUUAGAAGGUGACAUCGCCGGUCUUCGCCGAAAGAGAACCCAAAUGAACCCAGCCUUCAUGAAAACCGGGAUAGGCCACUGGGGAAAACACACAAAAGGAAUUGGAGCAAAGCUACUCCUCCAGAUGGGGUUCGAACCUGGCAAAGGUCUCGGUAAAAAGCUGCAAGGAAUAUCCGCACCCAUCGAAGUGCACCUCCGAAGAGGUCGAGGGGCGAUUGGGGCCUAUGGUCCAGAGAAGAAAAUGAAAUUCCCCGAAAAACAUAAAGACGAGGACGAUGACGAAGAAAAACUAUUUAAAGUGAAAUUAUCUCAGUGGAGAAAAACAGACACUGCCAUCACCAAGAGGAAGAUUAAAUACAAAUACAGAAGUGUUGAUCAGGUAUUGCAAGAUGGGAAAUUGCAUCCAAACAUCAAAUCUGCAGGUGUUGGAGGUGAAUUGAGUAGAGUAAAGGUCAUCGACAUGACAGGCCCAGAGCAGAGAAUUCUUAGUGGUUACCAUGCAAUUGCUGGGCAAAAACGUCCAGAUGAAUUUCUUCCAGAGCCGGACAAACGAUCUCCCGUAAAUUUUUCUCUUCCAGAGCUUCAUCACAAUUUGAAUCUUCUAGUAGAUAUGUGCGAACAGGAUAUAAUCCAAAACGAUAGAAAGACUCGUUAUCUUGGAGAUAGAGUUGUUAUCCUCGAGGCCGAGAAGAAGAACAUUUCCAGGGUUGUUACUCAUCAUGAGAAGCUUAUCGACACUCUUGAAAAUGUCCUAUCGAUUGUCGAUAAACUUAUAGACAGGAACACGCAAUUGUCGUUGAAAGAAACAGCUGAAGCCUUCAAAAAACUUCAAGACAGGUAUUACGAAGAAUACAAGAUGUAUGACUUGGGAGAACUAGCGAGUAGUUUAGUGGUGCCUAAGUUGAAAGAAUAUCUGGCAGGUUGGAAUCCCUUGGUGGAUCCAAACCUGCCAGUGAGUUUGAUGAAAGAAUGGAAGGAUAUCCUGGAGAUUGGUACCAGCACUCUGUCAGCGAGAAAUGAAAUGAAUCCAUAUGAUCAGGUUAUUUGGAAUGCCUGGAUGCCAUCAAUGAGAGGAGCUGUUCAGCAGUGGACUUGCAGGCAAUCAGACCCUUUGAUUGAACUCAUUGAGUGUUGGACACCGCUACUAUCAUCUUGGAUCCUCGAAAAUAUUUUAGAUCUCCUUGUCCUCUCCAAAUUGACAUUAGAAGUCGAGGAGUGGAACCCUUUGACCGACACUGUUCCAAUCCACACGUGGAUUCACCCUUGGUUGCCUCUAAUGGGCAACCGAAUGGACACUCUGAUCUAUCCCAUAAUUAGAAGGAAAUUGGGUUCUGCGUUGGGGGGUUGGCAUCCCUCAGACAGGUCUGCUAGGCUCAUGCUUCAACCCUGGGCCAAAGUUUUUUCCAAUGGAGAUAUGGAGGCUUUUCUCGUCAAGAAUAUCGUUCCCAAAUUGCAAAUUGCGCUGUCGGAGUUUGUUAUUAAUCCUCAUCAGCAACAUUUGGACCAGUGGAACUGGGUUCAUGAGUGGGCGACCCUCAUACCUUCUCAUAUUAUGGUGGGAAUACUUGACAAGUUCUUUUUCCCUAAGUGGCUGCAGGUGCUGGCCUUAUGGCUCAAUCAUUCCCCGAAUUAUGAUCAGAUUACACAUUGGUAUAUGGGCUGGAAGAAAAUGUUAAACGAGAAGCUGUUGGGUGAACCUCUUGUCAAAGAUCACUUCAAAAAAGCGUUAGAUAUGAUGAAUCGUGCCGUAUCAACUCCCCAGGGUCACCAACCUGGUGCCAUGGAGCAAGUAUCCUAUUUAACCAGUUUAGAACGUAUACAACCAACGAUGACACAAAUUCCAGCAGCAGCACAGCCAAGGAUCGAGAGGCUUGCAGAAGCUGUACGAACAGCGUCGCAGAUACCCCAGGGAUUCAAAGACCUGGUACAGAAAAAAUGCGAAGAGCGAGGUAUACUCUUUAUGCCAAUUCCAAACCGACAAAGGGACGCUAAACAAGUGUAUAAAGUUGGCAAUAUACAGGCGUACGUCGAUGGAAAUGUCUUAUUUGUAUGCCAUAACGGAAUCAGUUGGGUUCCCACUCAUCUCAAUGCACUUUUAGACAUGGCAGAACUUUAAUUAUUAAUUAAUACGUUAGUUACAAUAUUAGCUGAACACUGAAUCAAUUAGUGGAUAGGACUUACGUAUUGUAUUUCACGAAUGUUGACUAUUUAUCUAAAUACCAGUAAACGGAAAUGUUGUACUUAGA
This is a messenger RNA of Fopius arisanus, 2796 nucleotides long. It is a transcript of the gene sip1, whose product is annotated as septin interacting protein 1. The record is from RefSeq and is a predicted model, not a curated record. Gene Ontology annotation, cellular component: U2-type post-mRNA release spliceosomal complex. Gene Ontology annotation, biological process: spliceosomal complex disassembly. Gene Ontology annotation, molecular function: nucleic acid binding. Lineage: Eukaryota; Metazoa; Arthropoda; Insecta; Hymenoptera; Braconidae. The transcript is spliced from 6 exons. Bases 159 to 2666 code for a protein of 835 amino acids.